AUGAGGUUACUAGAAGCGCAAAUCCCGAAUAAAUCACUUGUAGUAAAUAACUCCUUUGUACGACCUCUGUUUGUGGAAAUCUUGGCCCGGGAACAGCCGUUAUCCGUGGGCCAAGCAGCAGAGCUGGCUUGCAAGGCCGUUGGAGCUCGACCACCAGCUAUCAUCACCUGGUGGAUGGAUGACCGGCAGAUGUCUGUAGCGGCAAUACAGAAGAAUUCUGACGACAAAAACGAGACGAUAUCGUUUCUCCGGUGGACGCCUCGCAUGGAUCAAGAUGGUCGAACGCUGACGUGCCGAGCGGCACAUGUCAAGUUAGAACAUACAACUAUAGAGACCAGUAUUACACUCAAUUUACAUUACGUCCCAAUAGUUACAUUGGAGCUUGGUUCUAAAAUGAACCCUAACGACAUUGAGGAAGGCGAUGACGUGUACUUCGAGUGCAUAGUGCGGUCAAACCCACCGGCUUAUAAAGUCGUUUGGGAACAUAAUGGUCAAAUAAUGACGCAUAAUCAAAGAGCUGGGGUGAUUGCUGGCUCAGCAAACUUAGCACUGCAAGGAGUAAACAGAAGUCAAGCAGGAAACUACGCCUGCACAGCAUCAAAUGUAGAAGGAGAUGGAAAAUCCCAACCUGUAAAACUUCAAGUAAUUUAUAAGCCGGUGUGUCUAGCAACGUCGAUAGCAAUAGUGGGCGCCGCGAUCAAUGAACCGACCAAAGUAACGUGCGAAGUGGACGCCUUCCCUCCUCCCAAGAACUUCCAGUGGACCCUCAAUAAUUCCAUGGGAACUUCUGAAAUUGAACCGGAGAAAUACAUCCUAAAUGGAGUUGGGAGAUCAGUUCUCUUCUACACUCCAUCUUCGGAGAAAGACUAUGGUUCUUUGGCGUGCAGGGCUACCAACCUUGCUGGUCAACAGGUGGAACCAUGUCGAUACUCCUUGCUGCCAGCAGUCAGACCAGAUCCACUAGCCAACUGUUCUGCUGUCAAUCUUACUGAUGAUUCAGCAGAAAUUAGAUGUAUCGCUGGUUAUGACGGGGGUCUUCAGACGUCAUACUUCGUGGAAGUGUGGGAGUCAAAGAAUUUAGUAGCAAAUGUCUCGACCGCGCAACCAGCGUGGAUACUCCGUGGCCUUGGAUCAGGGAAGAGUUUACGACUGGUAUUCUUCGCUGCGAACGCUAGAGGAAGAUCGGAGACUGUGGUGAUGAGGAUCAACACCCUGGCGAGACUUGCUUUACAUACAGAAGCAAAAUCUGGCAAAGCUGUUGGUGUUGACGCUAGUUGGGCUCUCGGAGUAAUCGCCGGUAUUGCUGGGACUCUUGUGGUGAUUGUGGUGAUUGCUCUUCUGGCUAGGAGAAGACAGCACCAACCCAUGCAGUAUGAAGCUCCUAUGCAGACGGUGAAGGCGUACAAAGGCGCGAUACAAAGCACAAACCAUUCUCCGGUUCAGCCUGACGAUAAAAAUCCUGAUGUGGUGCCUCUGGGUAAAGAUUUCAACAGUGCGCGAGACUUAGAGCGGCCCCCAGAGCCUCCGCCUUAUGGGACAGUGAUGUCUCCUCCUGUGGGAUCUUCACGUAGUUCGAACAGCCUGCAUCAUCAUGACGUGCGGCCUGUCACGCCACACACACCGAUCACACCUGCGUCUGAUGCUCAUAGCAUCGGAACCUUGGCAGAAGAUCGUCGAAGUGUGACAAGCGGGACGUUCUCUAGGCGGAGAGAAGUCGUCACAACUAGAACGCCGUUGCUAGCAAAUGCUAGGGAAAGUUGUGUUUAGGCUGAAUUAUAUAGAAUAAGGGCAUUGAGUCAAAGGGAUCAUGUUGCACGUUUAUUUUCUAGAAUAUUUUUUACUAUUUAGAUAUAGGUCUGUGAUACGUCUUAAUGUUUAUUUAAAACGUUACAACAUUAGUUUUUGUAAGUACCUGGUUUUCGCCAGGACAAUUUUUUCCAGGUAUUUUUUUGUAUCUUUCUGUUUUUUUCUUACACAAGACGAUACUAUAAUAUACUUUAUAAAAUAAGUUUUGUAUGUAUGUUUUUGUAUUACAUUUUGUUUUUAUACUGUUUUAGUAGCAGAAUGUUUUCUUGUUUCGAUAUCCUAAUAUAUUUGUCGAAUAUUAACGAUUGAUAUUUUUGUACAUACAUCGAAGGAAAUUGUGAAAGACUGUUUAAACUUGUUCCCUUUGACACAAAAAUAAAUGUAAAUUAAACAAAAUGUUCGUUUUAUAGUCAAUAUUCACUUUCAAAAAGAGAUAUAUCUAUCUAAAAAUAUCUAUAUGUAAGUAUAAUUAAAUGUUCUGAAAACUGCAAUUAUUCUGUAAUAGGUUAUACAUAAUAUGUAUUACUACUGACAGUAUACAAAUAGUGUAUAUAAGUACAUAACUC
Molecule: messenger RNA, 2372 nt
Organism: Spodoptera exigua (beet armyworm)
Lineage: Eukaryota; Metazoa; Arthropoda; Insecta; Lepidoptera; Noctuidae
Source: the annotation of a GenBank genome assembly